Messenger RNA from Cebus imitator (Panamanian white-faced capuchin), 2537 nucleotides. RefSeq names its product iroquois homeobox 2 (gene IRX2). The record is from RefSeq and is a predicted model, not a curated record. Bases 165 to 1580 code for a protein of 471 amino acids. Gene Ontology annotation, biological process: cell development; regulation of transcription by RNA polymerase II; neuron differentiation. NCBI's taxonomy places the organism in Eukaryota, Metazoa, Chordata, Mammalia, Primates, Cebidae. The transcript has 5 exons. Gene Ontology annotation, cellular component: nucleus. Gene Ontology annotation, molecular function: RNA polymerase II cis-regulatory region sequence-specific DNA binding; DNA-binding transcription factor activity, RNA polymerase II-specific.
CACCCCGGCCCGCGGGCCGCCCAGGCUAGUGCCCGGGCCGGCCUGCUUCGGCCCGCCGUCCGGGUGCAAGCCGCUGCGCCGCGCCCCAGCCGGGCGUGGAUGGAGGGCGCCGCGCGCCCUGCCCGCUGCUUGGCGUGACGCGGGCCCGGCGCCCCGCGCCCACCAUGUCCUACCCGCAGGGCUACCUGUACCAGGCGCCCGGCUCGCUGGCGCUCUACUCCUGCCCGGCCUACGGCGCAUCGGCUCUUGCAGCGCCGCGCAGCGAGGAGCUGGCGCGCUCGGCUUCGGGCUCCGCGUUCAGCCCCUACCCGGGCUCGGCGGCCUUCACCGCGCAGGCGGCCACCGGCUUCGGCACCCCCUUGCAGUACUCGGCCGACGCUGCCGCCGCCGCCGCGGGCUUCCCGUCCUACAUGGGCGCACCCUACGACGCGCACACCACCGGCAUGACUGGCGCCAUCAGCUACCACCCGUACAGCAGCGCGGCCUACCCGUACCAGCUCAACGACCCCGCGUACCGCAAGAACGCCACGCGGGAUGCCACGGCCACGCUCAAGGCCUGGCUUAACGAGCACCGCAAGAACCCCUACCCCACCAAGGGCGAGAAGAUCAUGCUGGCCAUCAUCACCAAGAUGACCCUCACACAGGUCUCCACCUGGUUCGCCAAUGCUCGUCGGCGCCUCAAGAAGGAGAACAAGAUGACCUGGGCCCCGAGAAACAAAAGCGAGGAUGAGGACGAGGACGAGGGCGACGCGGCCAGAAGCAAGGACGAGAGUCCCGACAAGGCGCAGGAGGGCACCGAGACCUCGGCGGAGGACGAAGGGAUCAGCCUGCACGUCGACUCGCUCACGGAUCACUCGUGCUCAGCCGAGUCGGACGGGGAGAAGCUUCCGUGCCGCGCCGGGGACCCCCUGUGCGAAUCGGGCUCGGAGUGCAAGGACAAGUACGACGACCUGGAGGACGAGGACGACGACGAGGAGGAGGGUGAGCGGGGCCUGGCGCCGCCCAAGCCCGUGACCUCGUCGCCGCUGACCGGCUUGGAGGCGCCGCUGCUGAGCCCCCCGCCAGAGGCCGCGCCCCGCGGUGGCGGCAAGACGCCCCUGGGCAGCCGGACGUCUCCGGGCGCGCCCCCCCCCGCCAGCAAGCCCAAGCUCUGGUCACUGGCCGAGAUCGCCACGUCGGACCUCAAGCAGCCCAGCCUGGGCCCGGGCUGCGCGCCGCCGGGGAUGCCCGCAGCCGCCGCGCCGGCCUCUACCGGGGCACCGCCGGGAGGCUCGCCCUACCCCGCCUCGCCGCUGCUGGGCCGCCCGCUCUACUACACGUCGCCCUUCUACGGCAACUACACAAACUACGGGAACUUGAACGCGGCGCUGCAGGGCCAGGGCCUCCUGCGCUACAACUCUGCGACCGCAGCCCCCAGCGAGGGGUUGCACUGCGCGCCCAAGGCGGCCAGCGACGCGGGCAAGGCGGGUGCACACCCGCUCGAGUCCCACUACCGGCCCCCGGGCAGCGGCUACGAGCCCAAGAAAGAUGCCAGCGAGGGCUGCACGGCGGUUGGCGGGGGCGUCCAGCCCUACCUAUAGAAGGCGGAGCACAGCAAUGCAAGUAGGUGUCACAAUUGCUUUGAAAAAAAAAAAAAAAAAAAAGUCAGCAGGCCAUUCUCUCUUCCCAAGCUCAUAAAUUUACAGAUACAACAAACAGAUGUCUAAAUCCAGACCACAUCUUGUGCCACUGUAAAAGAGAAGGAUCCACACAGCACUAUCAACCCACAGACUCUAACAGUCGGAACAGACUAUUUUGGACAUAUGUGAAUUUGUUGGCAUAGUAUAGCUUCCCCGAUGUAUGUGUGACUUUUGAAAACAAUCUGUAUUUCUCAGGAUAUAUUGAAUUGAUCACUUCAUUGCCACGGUAUAUAUUCUAUAGGUGUGAUAGGAUUUACUGUAAAGUUUAUUUGUAAAAGAUGUACACAGUAGAAAUAAAACGUGAUUGAAGAACUUGAGUACUUCAGAAGUGGAAACAAAUUUGAUAUUUAUUUUUAUAAUGAUAUAAAGCUUCUAGUAAUUUAUGCAAGUUGUAUUGCAAUGGAAUCUAAACUUUUUGUAAAUAAAUUCUGCCUGGUUUUUAUUUGAACAUUGCUGGUUAUACAAUCUUUGUUGGUUGUUUAACAUGAAUUCUUUACUAAUUUAUAUCUUAAAUUGUAAAUAAAAACAGACUAGUCUACAAUACUAUGGUGUUUGGGGCUGAUUUUUCUUAGAAGAAUGAUUUGGGGUGGAACCCUAGUGAUAAUCUCCAGGUGAUCUGACCUCACCUUUUUAAGGAAAAGCUGUGUGAAAUAACUCUCCUUUCUCUCCUGAUCAUUGAAAAAAAAAAAAAAAAAAAAGGCAAAUGGAAGAGAAGUACACAAUCGGGAGAAAGAUGUGGCGCUAGAUGAUUUUUAUAAAUGUAUUGGAAAAAGAUAAGAUUUUUGUGCCCUGAGUAUGCUAAUUACUUGUUAGUGUAAAUUUUUAAAACUUGGCAAAAUAAAAUGAUCUGACAUCCUA